UGUCAUAUAUGUAUGUGUAACAACUUUAGCUUUAAAUAAUAAAGGAUUGUUUUUGACGUUCAUAUUUCGGGCUCUUAAUUUGUAAUUCUCUCCUCUACCGGAAGUCAACAAACCAUCCACCAUGAGCCACAUGAACGAUGCAUGUUGAGGAUGAGGAUGGCUGAAACUGAGAGUCUGAGCAGCUCGGAGCAGAACUCCGUCCAGCACGAUCCGAACCAUGAGGAGGCAUCCGGUGACGAUGGUUCCAGGUCUACAGCCGUAUCUAACGGUCUGUCUGCUGCACAGCAAGAUGUCCUGGAACGCUGUCUUCACGCACUCACCCACGCCAAAAAUGACAGCCACAUUUUGGCAGCUCUUCUCCUGAUUACACGGUUGUGUCCAGCCAAUCAGCUGGAUCGCGUCACUCUGCAUCGAGUCUUUGAAGCAGUGGGAUUUAACCUGCCUGCUCGCCUGCUGGUGACGGCGAUCCGAGGGAGCGAGAGCUCUGGACUUCCCCCUGAGGAGCUGCUGUCUCUCGGGACUGCUUUACUGGCUGCUCUAAGCACAGACCCGGACAUGGCCACUCAUCCGCAGCUGCUCAGUACCGUCCCACUUCUCCUGGGGUUGCUGGAAGGUGGAGCACCAGUGAGCCAGAAGCAAGCCCAGCAUGACACCGCAGCAUCUCAAGCUACUGAGAAGACAUAUGACGGGGCUACAUCUGACCAGUCAAACACAAGUAAUUCAGGAAAGGAAGCAGCAGCAAGUCCUUCCAGGUUAGUGGAUGGAGACGAGGCAGUACAGCCUCCCACAUCCCCCCUGGAUGAAGCGGUGGCAGCCGACUGCUAUCAGGUUCUGAGCUCUCUUUGCGCCCUGCCACGAGGACCGGAUCGGCUGUUGUCCCGCGGUGCUGUCCCUGCUCUGUGCAGAGCCGUGGCUCAAAAACAGACUCUCAGCUAUGAGAAGGGGCUUCCUCUCCUGGCUCAUCUCUUAUCCAGCAGCAUUAGGCAGCGAGCAUGGAGCAAACAUCCAUCAGAACUGCUCUCUCUCCUGGACAGGAUCUCCCAGAACUUCAGCCAGACUUCAGAUAUGAAGCGUCUGGAGAUGUGCACCGAGAUCCCACAGUUUCUUCCACCAUCAGGAGGCGAGCCACAAACUCCAGAGCUCAGGGAUGUGGUCAGUCGACUUUGGGCAACGUUGCGUCCUGUGGUCCAGGGUAAACUCGGCUCAGAGCAGCUGGGUCACAUCCUGGUGCUGUCCGCUUGCUUGCUGGAUUUGUGCGGCUGGGAACCAGCAGGUCCACCGAAGUUCUGCUGCUUGCUAGUGAAUCGGGCCUGUGUGGAGGUGCGGAUGGUGCUUGAGGAGCCUCCGGGUAAGAAGCUGUCAUCUCAGCAGCAGCACAUGCUCACUGCCUGCUACCGUAUCUUGGAGUCAGCCAUGGAGCAAGCAUGCAGCAUGGGGAAUAGCACAAAUCCUGCCCAGCCCCAGACUGCCAUUGCUGGGUUGAGUCUGCAGCAGAGCAGGCAGGUGCUGGGGGUCUUGCAGGAAGCCUUUUCAGCCAUCAUUUACUACCUGCAACAGGUGGAUCCGAGCCGUUAUGAUGAUCCCUUCCUUUACGCGACGUUCCGCUCUCUUUGUGCCUGGUUGGCUGAGGAGACGUCAUGUUUAAAGGAGGACGUCAUGGCUCUCUUACCCUUCCUCAUUGGCUACACCAAACAUCACCUGCAAGACAAGAAAGACAAGGGCUUGGCUGAUUGGAUGUCGGAGAUGUCCGUCGCCGACGGCUCGCAAGCUGGAACGUGGACAGGCGAGCAAGUGCUGAGAUAUCUCCUACCAGCACUCUGUCACCUGUCAGCUGAGGAAGGUCCGAGGAAGGUGCUGCUCUCUCUGGAGACUCCUGCUUUGCUGGUGGACUUUCUCACCCAUGGCUGGGGAGUGCUGACGUCUCAGAGCGGGAAAACAGUGAGCCGAGAUCCCAGUUUGGAAACAGCCUGUUCCGCCCUGCUCAACUUUGUAGUCACAGAGCCCGAGCGAGUGAGAACUGAUGCUUGCUUUGCCUCCCUUGACACUUUGCUGAGUGAAGCGCUCCCCAUCCUCCUUCACAAGUCACGCCUGCUGGUUCUGACAGCCAACUUCUGCACUCUGGGUCUCAUGAUUAACAGACUAAAACCAGCCUUAACUGGUCCGGGAAAUUCAAGUCAGCAGCGCUUCUUCUCCUCUGCCCUGCGUUUCCUCCGAGGGGCGCUACAGGCAGUCGAGGGUAAGGGCCAGGCACAAGUCUCCCCAGUGUGGGCACCAUGGUGGGAGGAGGUGUGUGAGCUCUGGAGGCUCAGUCUACAGGCUCUGGGUGGCUGUGUGAAAGCUCAGCCCUGGAUAGCCAUCAUCAUCAGGGAGGAAGGCUGGCUGCAGAACAUCCUCAGCCUGCUCGAGUCCAGCUGCAGACUCCCAGACACCCAUUCACAGGAGGCGCUGGAGGAGGCUCUGUGUGCCCUCGCCCAAAAGUGCCCACUUUGUCGCCAAGAUAUUAGUGUAUACAUGAAAAGGGAAGCAGGGGAUUCGCUCCACUGCAUGCCACAACUGAGGAAGUUUGUAACGAGCUAAGAUGCUCAGAUCAUGAGCUUUUGGGUAUUAACUCAAAUAUAUCAUGUGUUCUUGCCUGUUGGGUAAUGAUUACUGAUUGGCAAAAAAUUAUUUCUAUAGUUUCUGUAGCUUUAUGAUGCAGAAAUUAAAUAAAAAUAUUUUGCAUAUAAUGGAUUUAAUUGGGUUUUUUUUUUUGGCAAUGGUUUGUAUGAUUUAUAUUGGAUCGUUACUGAAACCAAUAGAUGAACCUGAUCUGGAAUUGAUCUGGGUCAAGACUAUAAUAAGGUCAUAAUAGCAUCUUAAUUAGUUCUUCAAAUCUUCCUUCCUGCAUGAAGUAGGUUUUAAGGGCAUAUCAGGAAUACAAAUUAGUAAUUAGACCCUUUUUGUCAUAUUAACACCCCUGUACCACCACUUUCUUAACAU
Molecule: messenger RNA, 2979 nt
Organism: Hemibagrus wyckioides
Lineage: Eukaryota; Metazoa; Chordata; Actinopteri; Siluriformes; Bagridae
Gene: ncdn
Product: neurochondrin
Exons: 7
Coding region: 142-2577 (811 amino acids)
Biological process (GO): regulation of neuronal synaptic plasticity; neuron projection development
Cellular component (GO): dendrite
Source: RefSeq, a predicted model, not a curated record